This is a messenger RNA of Haemonchus placei, 345 nucleotides long. Lineage: Eukaryota; Metazoa; Nematoda; Chromadorea; Rhabditida; Trichostrongylidae. The record is from the annotation of a GenBank genome assembly.
AUGGAUUAUCGGCGACGUCAGACUCCGAGCGCCGUCGGCCUCCUUACAGCGCGGAACGAACCUCGUGGAAUGCGUGAUCUGUGGAAUGGGCUGGCAGCAAACUGCAUCGGCGAUCCAAAAUCACCUGCACACGAGAAGUCGAGAGAGGUCAGUGAAGUUUCGCUCCCGAUAGAACUUAGGUCGAAAUUUGACAACGUUGCUUUCACCUGCAAUCGCUUCAUAACCAAAUCAUUGGAAGAUGGCACUCGCACAAUCGGGAAAUGCGGUUUUGGUCGAGGUGGUUGUGAAGUGAAGGUUCGUUGUCGAAGCCUGAAAUAUCAGAUCAUUGCUAUAUCACUGAAGUAG